Molecule: messenger RNA, 662 nt
Organism: Symsagittifera roscoffensis
Lineage: Eukaryota; Metazoa; Xenacoelomorpha; Acoela; Convolutidae
Product: sodium/potassium-transporting ATPase subunit beta-like
Biological process (GO): sodium ion export across plasma membrane; intracellular sodium ion homeostasis; intracellular potassium ion homeostasis
Cellular component (GO): sodium:potassium-exchanging ATPase complex
Molecular function (GO): ATPase activator activity
Source: RefSeq, a predicted model, not a curated record
AGGCGCACUAUUUUCUGAAGAAGUAUUCUUCAACCUUUGGAUUAGGCAGGGAAUUGGAAACGGGCGGUUUACUUUUUUCCCACUGGGCCCUUUAGCGCAUACAAGAUAGCCGUUAUCCUGUCAACUUUGUCAACCCGCAUUUUCUUCAUAACAUUUCUGGGCAAUUCAACAUAAUUUCGUUUUAAGUGGUUCUCCGGUCAUAAAAUUUUCUCUAACUUAUACCACUUUAUACAGCUUCUCUAUUGUUUUUUUUUGAAAUCAAUUUCUUCAGGUGUUAUAUUUACAGAGCUUAUCUUACUUGAAGUUUGUUCUAGAACCAAGGCGCUGUUUUGGUCUAAUCUUUUAAACCAUUCCGAUUACCUGAACAAUCUAUCCUUGCAGGAAUUGCCCCAAAACCCCCCUGAAAACAUACUGUACCCUUCGUAUCAGAUAAAUGUCAACUUUGAUUUUAACAAGUUAAUUGGUAUCUUAUAACUUAUAAUUGCAGUUAACGAGUACUUAGAGGUCAAUUACUGAACUGAAGAUAUAAAAUAUGUCGGAGCAGAAGGAUGAAAAGAGCCAUUCGGGAGGGGGCGGAAUGGCUUCAAAGUGGGCUGGCUUCCGACAAUUUCUCUGGAACAACGAGACUAAGGAAGUAGCUGGACGAACUGCCAGGAGUUGGG